Messenger RNA from Postia placenta MAD-698-R-SB12, 1011 nucleotides. RefSeq lists its product as hypothetical. Lineage: Eukaryota; Fungi; Basidiomycota; Agaricomycetes; Polyporales; Adustoporiaceae. The coding region runs from base 1 to 1011 and encodes 336 amino acids. The transcript is spliced from 3 exons. Gene Ontology annotation, molecular function: oxidoreductase activity. Gene Ontology annotation, cellular component: membrane. The record is from RefSeq and is a predicted model, not a curated record.
AUGUCCUCGGUCGCCUCCCAUUUAUCCACCAAACUCUCACCUCUGGGUACUCUCCUUGCUCUAGCCCUUCCGCUUGUCGUAAUUUCCUACCGCGUUUUACGUGUUCCACGCCGUGCUGCGAAAGUCGCACGAACAGACGAGAGGGUUCUAAUACUCGGAGGUUCUAGUGGAAUAGGCCGGGCAAUUGCGCGCGAAUAUGCUACAAGGGGGGCCCGCGUAUGUCUUGUUGCGCGGCGGGAAGAGGAACUCAGAAGGGUGGUAGACGAAUGCGCUGCUCUGUGUCCAGAGAAGAGCAGCCAUGAAGGCGAGAGAGUAAUCAGCGUGGUCGCUGAUUUCACGAAUGUAGAUGAUAUGGUGACUGUGCGAGGGGUUGUAGAGCACAAAUGGCAGGGAAUCGACACUUUGAUGGUGUCUGCGGGCGCGUCAGCUCUACGGCCCCUCAUGGAGGUCGCGGGUCUUGAGAGAUUGGGAACAUCGUUCACCCCUCCGCAAGCUAAUGUAGAGGGAUUGCGGCGAGCCGUCGAAGUUGCUAAUGCUGCGGCGAGAAUCAACUACACUGGACCGCUUGUAUCCGCCGCCACCUUUCUUCCCCUCCUCCAGUCCAACUCUCCCGCUCCAGCUAUCCUUCUCAUCUCCUCGCUCGGCGCUGUCGUGCCCGCGCCAACCCGUUCUAUCUAUGCGUCAACGAAAAGCGCGUCGCUUGUGCUUUACGAAUGCCUCGCCAUCGAGCACCCCGCCGUCGCCUUUUCCUUCGCCAUUCUCGCCACCGUGCAGGGCGACUUCCGGGCGUCCGCCGUCGACGCGGGUCCUGUACGGGAAUCAGACCCAAACAGACAUGGCCUGCUGCCAGAGGACGUCGCACAGCGCUGCGUGCGCGCUGUGGAUACGGGCGAGAAAUUCUUCUGGAUGCCGUAUUUAUAUAGCAGGCUAGGCCACGCAUUGUACUGGAUCGUGCCGUCGUUUGUGGAGUGGCGGGCCGGCGUAAAGUACAAAUUUUCCCCUCAAGCAUGA